AUGGCUAAGGAAAAGCCCGAGGAGGAUUUGGAAGAAGGUUUAGAUUCAGUUUAUGAAUCAAGCAAGGACAGCCUCAGUUUCUCUGAUGCAGUGGACCGUUUAUGGCACUCUCCAUUGAAUCCUUUUGAUUCUAACGGGGCCUCUUAUGAUGAUGAAUAUAGCUACUCGGAUGUCUCUGAUCUUGAGAUGGGUGGGGCAUCGGAUCGGCAGAGGAACUCUGUUUCAGAGUACGCAGAUGUGGAUUUGGAGAGGCUGGAGCCGAAACUGCAAGGGGCCUUCUGGUUUGCUUUUGAUUCUAACCUGUUCAUGCAUAAUUUGAUUGGCGGAAUGCAGGGCCUAAAGCUUGAGAGAUGCAUAAACUCCACAACCUGCCUUCCAAGGGCACCAGUGACGGUGAAGGUGAAAAGGAGGAUCAGCGCCACCGUAUACCUUGACAACGCUGCUUGCCGGAGCUUCAUCUACAAGAAGUUCAUCGUGACUCCGGUGGACAUGGAGAGUGCCGCAGUGGCUUUCAUCUGCCUCCAGCAGAGGACACCGUUCAUUGUUGUCCAGUCACUCUCCGACCUCGCCGCCAGCAGCUCUUCCCUCUUGAAUGAAGCCAACACUUACUCCACUUUUGCGGCUCAAAAUGCCAUUUCCACCACGAUCAAAUUCAUCCAACUGUUGUCCGGCUAG
Molecule: messenger RNA, 675 nt
Organism: Nymphaea colorata (pocket water lily)
Lineage: Eukaryota; Viridiplantae; Streptophyta; Magnoliopsida; Nymphaeales; Nymphaeaceae
Exons: 2
Coding region: 1-675 (224 amino acids)
Biological process (GO): nucleoside metabolic process
Molecular function (GO): catalytic activity
Source: RefSeq, a predicted model, not a curated record